Laetiporus sulphureus 93-53 is the source of this 1751-nucleotide messenger RNA. RefSeq lists its product as uncharacterized. The record is from RefSeq and is a predicted model, not a curated record. Gene Ontology annotation, molecular function: hydrolase activity. Bases 74 to 1300 code for a protein of 408 amino acids. The transcript is spliced from 5 exons. NCBI's taxonomy places the organism in Eukaryota, Fungi, Basidiomycota, Agaricomycetes, Polyporales, Laetiporaceae.
CUUACUGUACCACGAUGUUAGCUCUCAUUUCUCUCGGAUCCCUUCCCUCCUCUGUUCAUCGCAAGAGAUCACCAUGGACUUGCAGGAGGAUCUCCUAGAUCUGUAUAAAGUCGUCUCAACAUACCCUGCAAUCGAUAACCACACCCACGCAUUGCUCAAGGAGGAACAUCGCGAUGCUGUACCCUUCGAAGGCUUGAUAUCGGAAGCUACCGGACCAGCGUUAACGGAGGAUGCCAUCCAUACACUGGCAUGCUAUCGCGCCGCUGCGCAGCUCGGGAAGCUCCUCGGCCUGGGCGAGACGGCCGAAUGGGAGGACGUCAAGCGUGCGAGGAGCGCGAUGGACUACGAUCAUUUGUGUCGCACGUUCAUGGAGCCAACGAAGAUCCAGUGUGUCCUGAUAGACGAUGGGCUGGGAACGCGGGAUAUUGUGUAUGACUACAAGUGGCAUGAUCGGUUUACGACCAGCCCGACGAAGAGAAUCGUGAGGGUCGAGAUCGUCGCUGAGGACAUCCUGAAAGAUCUCAUGGACGCACAACUUGCAGCAGGCGGCGUCCAAACGAGAGCCCUUAUGCAGUCCUUCUCGGAAACGCUUGCCAGCGAGCUCACAGCGAGCGCUUCUGACCCCGAAGUGGCCGGGUUCAAGUCCAUCGCGUGCUAUCGUACUGGUCUUGACGUGGCGGUGAACCCAGGGUGGGCUGACAUAGAGGUCUGCUUGGUGACGGCAGCAUUGCGAUACGAGUCUACGAAGCGGUUGCGGCUCUCGGAUAAGGCGCUGAAUGACUUUGUUGUGAAUACGACUAUGCGGAUAGCCGGGGAGUUUGAGAAGCCAGUCCAGUUCCAUACCGGUCUGGGAGACAAUGAUAUCACCCUGGCGAAAUCCUCUCCUUCGCACAUGCAACCACUCAUCAAAGCCUACCCCAUGACGACAAUUGUACUCCUGCAUUCAAGCUAUCCGUACACGCAGGAGGCGGGCUACCUUGCCGCAGUCUACCGAAACGUGUACCUCGACUUUGGCGAGGUGUUUCCGUUCGUGAGUGCAGAAGGGCAGCGGCAGAUUGUCAGGCAAGUCUUGGAGCUGUGCCCGACGAAUAAGAUCAUGUGGUCUACUGACGGGCAUUUCUGGCCUGAAUCGUAUUACCUUGGGACGAUACAAGCGCGGCAAGCGCUAUAUCAGGUUCUCGAGGCAUUUAUGAAGCAGAGAGAGCUUACCCUCGCGCAAGCCACUUCCAUCGUGAAGCGUGCGUUCUUUGAGAAUGCGAAUAGGAUAUAUAAGCUCGAAUUGCAGCCGCACGUUAUGUGACGCUGGGGAAGAACACGAAUGUAUACUUUGUAGCGGACGUACCCGUAGGUGGCCCUACAGUGCUCGAAAUCGCUCCAGUACGAAAACCGAUGUCUAAUUGACAAAGUUGCGUUCAGGCCACACAAGCCUGACACCGACGUGCUUCGGUCCUCACAAUUAGGGUUCGAGCUUCAAUGCUGCCUCGAAGUUUGGAUUCCUCGCUCCUGACCAGCGCACCGAUACAUGCGCAAUCAAGUAUCCAUAAACUCGAGCUGAGCCCUCGGAUUCGAGCUGCACGUUGUCUGAUAGUCAUAGACGAGAACGCAGACAUAACUGAAGUCUGAUAGAUAAUGUACUGACUAUAGCGCAAAAGUCUACUAUUUUCCUCGUAGAGGUGGUGCUAUUGAAUAGACAGCUCUAACGAAUGGUUUGACUUAAUUUACCGCCUGUGAUCAUCUCUUGCGUCCGAAAG